Messenger RNA from Varanus komodoensis (Komodo dragon), 2322 nucleotides. RefSeq names its product carnitine O-acetyltransferase-like. NCBI's taxonomy places the organism in Eukaryota, Metazoa, Chordata, Lepidosauria, Squamata, Varanidae. Bases 261 to 2015 code for a protein of 584 amino acids. The transcript has 14 exons. Gene Ontology annotation, molecular function: carnitine O-acetyltransferase activity. Gene Ontology annotation, biological process: carnitine metabolic process, CoA-linked. Gene Ontology annotation, cellular component: peroxisome. The record is from RefSeq and is a predicted model, not a curated record.
GUUGUAAUCAUCGCCAGUGUGCGGACGUGCAAGAAGCGGCGUUUGCACAUGGAGGAGGGGGCGUUAUUGGUGAGGUGCAAGCAGGCAGACCGGGGAAGUUCAGCUUCUGGCUUUAGUGGCUAGGAUCCUGGAGCACGUUCAGUCGCUGGGCGAUCCCGCGCCGGUCAGCAGGAUGCGCUUCCGAGUAGACACGGGUGCUGCAUCGCACGCAUGCGUCUUUCCCACUGCCCCGCCAGCCCCUGCCCCCGCUGGCCCAGACCAUGGCCCGAUACCUGCGCUCCCUGGAGCCCCUGGUGAGCCCGGAGGAGCUGGAGCAGACGCGGCAGCUGGUGACGGAGUUUGAGGCUCCGGGCGGAGAGGGGGAGCGGCUCCAGGCACGGCUGCAACGCAGGGCGGCUCGCAUGGAGAACUGGAUCACAGACUGGUGGAUUCAGUCUGCCUAUCUGGAAAGCCGCCUACCCCUGGCCAUCCACUCGAACCCGGCCGUUGUGCUGCCGAAGCAGGAUUUUAAUGAUUGGAAAGGACAGCUGAGGUUUGCUGCAAAACUCAUUGCUGGUGUGCUGGAUUUCAAGGCAAAGAUUGACCACCAGACCUUGUUGGUUGAAUAUUCCCGGGGCUACCCUCUCUGCAUGGAUCAGUAUUCCUGCCUCUUCUCCUCAUGCCGACUUCCAGGGCCCAAGCACGAUUCUGUCUUGCUGCCUCCUCCUGGCCGGAGACCCCCCACCUACAUCACUGUAGUACGCAAUUUCCAGUUCUUCCAGCUCGAGGUGUACAACAGCGACGGGACACCGCUCACCGUGGAUCAGCUGCACGGGCAGCUCCAGCGGAUCCGGGCCCAGUCCACGAAGACCAAUAAGGAGCCCUUGGGGGUGCUGACCAGUGACCACCGGCAUACAUGGGGACAGGCAUAUACCACUCUCAUGAGAGACAAGCUGAACUGCGAAUCGGCACGUGCCAUCCAGCGUAGCCUUUUCACCGUCUGCCUGGACUCUCCCGUCCUGAAGGUGUCGGACGCACGCGCCACGAGCCGCCUGGCGGCCCAGAUGCUGCAUGGGGGAGGAAGCCACUCCAACAGCGGGAAUCGCUGGUUUGACAAGACGCUGCAGUUCAUAGUGGGAGAGGAUGGUUCCUGUGGGGUGCUUUACGAGCAGGCCGUUGCUGAGGGGCCCCCAAUUGCCACGAUCAUAGACCACGUGCUUGACUACUGCAAAGAUCCUGUCCCAGUCCGUGCUCCACUCAUUCCUCUACAGUUGCCCAAAAAACUCUACUUCUGCAUCACUCCAGAAAUCAAACGUGACAUCGAGCACGCCAAGCAAAACCUGAACAUCCUCAUCACCGACCUGGACAUCAACUGUUUCACUUACCGCAGGUUUGGCAAGGAACUGCUCAAAGGCCAGAAGCUGAGCCCAGACUCUGUCCUGCAGGUGGCGCUGCAGUUAGCCUAUUACAGAGCACAUGGGGAACUGGGUCCCACCACCGAGUCGGCCUCUCUCCGUCGCUUCCACCGUGGCCGGACGGAGACUAUCCGCUCCGCUACCUCUGCCGCGCUGGCCUUCGUCCAGAGUACGGAGGAUGACAACUGCCAGGCCCCGGAAAGACUGAGUUUGCUGAAGGAGGCGAUCGAGGUCCACAGCACCCUCACAGAGCAGGCUCUGGAUGGGCAAGGCAUCGACCGCCAUUUGCUGGGGCUCAAACUGGAGGCGAUUGCCGACGGAUUCCGUGUGCCCAAGCUCUUUAUGGACACUUCGUUUGCUGUGGCUUCUCACUGGAAACUCUCUACGGGACAGGUCACUGCCCGCACGGAUUGCGUGAUGUGCUACGGGCCACUGGUGCCCAACGGCUACGCCGUGUGCUACAACCCUCUGCCUGCGCACACCAACUUCGCCAUCACCGCCUUCAAUUGCUGCGAGGAGACCAACGCAGAGCACCUGGCCAGGGGCCUCCAGCAGGCGCUGGAUGACGUGGGGGCCUUGCUGGGCAUCUCUGGCAGCGAAAGCCACGACAGACAGUCCUGAGGCACACGCCACGGCUCUGUUUCCACAGAGGAGUCUCUCACCUCUUCCCAGCACUCCUUUGCCCGUCACUCUGUGGGCCUCGGGGCACAGAUGGGCACCCUGCCUGACUUUGUGCCGAAGCUUUGUGACCCACCAGUCCUCCAGUGAUCCUUCUUUCCCAUGAUGCUCUUUGUGUCCUUCAGAAGGGACCAAUGGGAAGGCAGCCACUCUUGGGUUUUGUUUUGUUCUGUUUUUUUUACCGUCUUAAUUCAAAGCCAAAUCUAAUUUAUUUCUAGACUAAAGAAAUAAAGAUUCUUUCAGAAAAGAG